AUGAGAGAAGAACAGGUUAGCGUGUCGCGGUUCGCGGUGCUGGUGUGGGUGGCGGUGCCCGCCGCGUCGGCGCUGCUCAGCGGCGACGCGGCCGCCGUCUGGGAGCUGCCGAUGCCGCUGUGCGCGCCCGGGGCCGACGUCUCGCUGUCCCCGCACUACGAGCUGCUGUACGUCAUGCAGGCCUCGUGCCUGUUCGUCGCGGCCGAGGGCAUGGUCCUGCUGGACGCCUCGCUGCUGACGCUGAUGCUCAACAUCGCCGCCGAACUGGAGGUUCUCAACGACAACCUCGUCUCCAUAAAAGGCACCGAACGCCCGAAGGACGAAAAAUGCUAUCAUACAAAUGAUCGCUAUCCCUACUCGAAUGACAAGCGCCUCAACAGUAAUUCCAGUUCCGUGGACGACACGUACGUUCAGUUAGUGGAUAAUAUAAAACACCACCAGCAUAUCAUAAGCCGAGCGAGGGAACUGGAGUCCCUGAUGAGCGGACCCACGCUUGUGCACCUGUUCUACAACCUCAUCUGCAUCUCCCUCAGCAUCGUCUCUGUCGCCGUGCUUUUGCAGACUGACGGCUACAAACCGAUGAUUCUCAAGAUUAUGUUCGUCAUAGCGAUCUUUGUUUCCCAGUUGGGUUUUUUCUGUAUACUUGGCAACAACGUCAUUGAACAGAGCGAGCAGCUGAUGAUAUCCGCGUACAGCACCUACUGGCCGGACGCUAACCCUCGCUUCAAGAAGACGCUGCUCAUCUUCAUGACGCGAGCACUGCAACCCCUCCAGUUAAGGGUCGGAAAACUGUACCCGCUCUCAAAGGAAACAUACCUUCAGAUACUGAAUGCGUCCUACUCUCUUUUCAACUUGGUGUUCCAAACGAACCGAAGAAAUUAAUGGUAUGACUCAUCGACUUAAUUUACCAGCAUACAUUUUCACAUACUUGAAGGGUGAGAUUUAAUGCGAUAAGGAGAUAAGAGAAAACCACUAUCAGCAAAGCAGUUACUUAGAGCUUUUAUACUUCCCAAAAAUAUUUCAAUGCCAUUACUUUAGUUUUACAAUGAAGUGUCUUUGUUUAAAGGGAUUUUGUAACCAAUUCAUUCGCUUAUGGACCUUGUCACAGCAAUUCUACAAUUAUAGUUUAGAUUUCUCGUCGACGUGAAAACAAUGUUACUAUAAAUACUUUUAUUGCAAAAAUGAAGUCCAAUUUUAAACUUUGUGCAACAUAAUCAAUCGAAACUUUAUUUUGGGAAAAUGUUUCCAAGUGAAGUAAACUUUACUUUUAUUAUUAAUGACAAAAAAGAACAAAAGUAGCCAUACAUUAGUGCACACGAGAAGAUAAAUAGCAAAUGAUCUCUCUCGUAUUUUGAGUUUAUUUCUGUUAGUACACUGCUCAUAAUCCUCGUAUGAAUCCACUGGAGCAUAUGUUUUUUAUUGCACCAGCAUAUUUCUGAAUCUUGAGUUACAUCUAUAUGUCACUGAAAAUUCUCUAAGCCACUUUUAACCAGUGUUAGAAACUCAAAAGCCAAAGUGAUUUCCUUCCGAGCUAGUAGAUUUGCUUCUGCCUGACCCAUACUGCCAUCGAAUGGCAAUACAAAAAUUAAAAUGUUGUGACUGAUAUGACAUUCAACUCCCAGUUUGUUGCAUUUAUUCAUAUGUACACCAUUUUUAAAGAUUUCUGUGUAAAUAGCAAGGAGAAUCACCACAUGUAUGAAAAUGUCACUAAACAUAUUACCUGCUUUUCACACCAUAUUGGCUGUAAG
This is a messenger RNA of Schistocerca cancellata (South American locust), 1748 nucleotides long. RefSeq names its product odorant receptor Or2-like. The record is from RefSeq and is a predicted model, not a curated record. The transcript is spliced from 6 exons. Gene Ontology annotation, cellular component: plasma membrane. Gene Ontology annotation, biological process: detection of chemical stimulus involved in sensory perception of smell; sensory perception of smell. Lineage: Eukaryota; Metazoa; Arthropoda; Insecta; Orthoptera; Acrididae. Bases 1 to 882 code for a protein of 293 amino acids. Gene Ontology annotation, molecular function: odorant binding; olfactory receptor activity.